GAUUAUUGUUUCAGCCGUGCACCAAAUUAAACUUACAGCUCCAUUCAAUCAUACAAUGUCCUACUACACAACUUCUUUCAAAGCCAUGCUUCCCUUGCUGCUCUCCAUUUUCUGUUUACAAACUCUCAUAAAUGCCACUUCCACUUUUCCUGGAAAUAAAACUGAUCAUAUGGCCUUGAUAGCCUUGAAGUCCAAGAUUUCAUAUGACUCUUUAGGGAUUUUCAAGUCCUGGAAUGAUUCUAUCCACUUUUGCCAGUGGGAAGGCAUCACUUGCAGUCGUAGAAGGGAUAGAGUCACCAUUUUGGAUCUAGAAUCCAGGGGCUUGGUGGGUUCUUUAUCACCUUUUGUAGGGAACUUGAGCUUCCUUCAGGAGAUUAGACUCUCAAACAACAACUUUAAUGGUGACAUCCCACCCGAAAUUGGUCGCCUACUCAGGUUACAUGUCCUAAAUUUGAGUUACAAUUCUUUUGAAGGAAAGAUCCCACCUAACCUGUCUCACUGCUCUAACCUUCAUUUCCUCAACAUUGAUUACAACAGCUUAGUGGGAAAGCUUCCAGUAGAGCUUGCUUCCAUGUUCAAGCUUAUAGAUCUUUCCAUUCACCACAACCAUUUUACUGGAGGUAUCCCACCUUUCAUUGGAAAUCUUACCUCUUUGGUAACCUUAUACUCAGCCGAGAAUAACUUUGGGGGCAGCAUUGCAGAUGCACUAGGCCGAUUGAGAAGCUUGAGAUGUCUUAGACUCGGAGCAAAUAAUCUUUCUGGUAAGAUCCCCCCGUCAAUCUAUAACCUUUCCAUGCUUUCUAAUUUCUCCAUAUCUUUUAAUCAACUUGAAGGAAAUCUUCCAUGGGAUAUAGGACUUACCCUUCCUCAUUUAGAAUGGUUUCAAAUAACUGAGAACCAUUUUAGUGGGCAGAUUCCAAUUACAUUGUCAAAUUCUUCAAAACUUAAAAUAGCAGAAAUGCAAAUGAACAAUUUCACUGGAAAAGUAAUAGUUCCUUUUGGGCACCUACAACAUCUUCAAAAGCUGGCUUUGUUUUCGAAUCAUCUAGGAAGCGGAGAAGCUGAUGAAAUGAAUUUCAUCACUUCUUUGGUCAAUUGCAGCAAGUUGAAAUAUUUAAACCUUUUUUAUAAUCAACUUCAAGGAAGAUUGCCAGAAUCUAUAGCCAAUCUCUCAAAUCAACUGGGGAAACUUCACUUUGGAUCGAAUAACCUAUUCGGGGACAUCCCAUCUGGGUUAGGGAAUCUUGUCAGCUUAAGUAAAUUGUUUUUGUUUGACAAUCAAUUUAUAGGCAAAGUUCCAAAAGAAAUAGGUCAACUUGAACAACUUUACAGUAUGGAUCUUGGUGGAAAUAAACUUUCAGGAGAAAUUCCAUACUCUUUUGGAAACUUAACAUUGUUGAGUAUACUUGGUCUAGAAGAUAACAAUUUAAAUGGAAGCAUACCUCCAAGCCUUGGGAACUGCCAAAAAUUGGAGCAAUUGAAUCUUUUUCAAAACGAUCUUAGUGGCUUCAUACCCAAAGAACUUUUUAACAUUUCAUCCUUGAGUAUUGGACUAGAUCUUUCUCAUAAUCAUCUAGUUGGAUCUUUACCUUUAGAAGUUGGUCAAUUGAGAAACUUAGAUGCACUAGAUGUAUCUGACAACGUGUUAUCAGGAGAAAUUCCAAAUAGCUUGAGUGGUUGCACCAAUCUAGAGGUUCUUCACCUUGAUAGAAACCACUUUCAAGGCCAAAACUACUCUGCUUGGUUUGUGAAGAUGAAGGCCUACCUAAGGGCGUUUGAUCUUUGGGAUUUUGUUGAAAAUGAUAGGGAACCUGCAACCUUGCCAGAAAACCCAACUUUAAAUCAGAUCAAGAGGCACAUAGAAGAGUCUACAAAGAGGUACAAGGCUCUUACGUGUAUCCAUGGGUCUGUGUUAGAUGAAAUUUUCAACAGAAUUAUUACUUGUGAGACAGCAAAGGAAGCCUGGGACACAAUUAAAGAAGAGUUCCAAGGAGAUCAAAAAACAAAGGAGAUCCAAAUUAAUAACUUGAGAUGGGAGUUCGAGGUGUUGAGGAUGAAAGAAACAGAGACAGUGAAGGAAUAUUCAAACCGAGUGAUGAAGACGGUGAACCAAAUAAGGGUCCUUGGUGGAGAACUCAGAGAAAAAAGGGUUGUUGAAAAAGUUCUUGUCAGCCUACCAGAAAAAUUUGAGCACAAUAUCUCCUCAUUACCAAGAGUGCAGUGUAGAAAGUGCAAGAAGUUUGGCCAUGUUGAAAGGGUUUGCAAGCAACAAGCAAAUCGUGUACAGCAAGCUAAAGUGGCUGAAAUUGUGGAUGAAGAUGAAGAGAAGUUGUUCAUGGCAUCAAAGGUAGAAAAGAAUCGUGUCGCUACAGUGAAUGGUGAUUUAUGGUUGAUUGAUAAUGGUUGCACAAACCAUAUGACACCAAAUUUGAGUAUCUUCAAAAGCAUUGACAAAAGUUACUCCUCCAAAGUCAGAUUAGGAAAUGGAGAUCUGGUGCAAGUGAAAGGCAAAGGUGUAGUUUUUAAAGCUGUAGUUGAAAAUGAGAUUGGCAAGUCAGUGAAAGUUCUAAGAACAAAUAAUGGUGGUGAAUAUGCCUCACUCCAGUUUGAGGAUUUCUUGAAGAGCCAUGGCAUAAAACACCAACUCACAAUACCAUACAAUCCUCAGCAAAAUGGUGUCUGUGAGAGGAAAAAUAGAUCAGUUAUGAAUAUGGCCCGGUGUCUCUUGUUUGAGAAGAACUUGCCAAGAAAAUUCUGGGCUGAGGCUGUGAAUACUUCUGUAUAUUUGCUCAACAGAGUUCAAACAAAGGCACUUGAUAGGAAGACACCAUAUGAAGCAAAAAGGGAUAAACUUGAUCGUAGAGCUGAAGUUGGAAUUUUUAUAGGUUAUAACAGUGAAUUAAAAGGCUACAGGGUGUUUAAUGUGAAGACUGGAAAGAUUGAAGUUAGUAGAGAUGUGAACUUUAAUGAAGCUGCAACUUGGAAUUGGGAGAAUUCAGAAGUUAUAUCUUCUGAGACUAGUCUUGAAGAUGAAACUAAUGAGGAUUAUGCAGUUAGAGGUACUAGAUCACUAGUUGAUAUUUAUGCAAGGUGUAAUGUUAGUGUUGUUGAACCUCCAAAUUUCUAUGAAGCUGUGAAGUCAGAGCCUGAUGGAUUUGUUAAAAAUGGUACUGAAAACAAAGUCUAUUUGCUCAAAAAGGCUUUGUAUGGACUUAAGCAGGCUCUUAGAGCUUGGUACAGCAGAAUAGAUGAAUAUUUGCUGAAAUUGGGUUUUGUAAAGAGUCUCACUGAAGUCACUCUUUAUGUCAAAGAAGAGGGAGCUGAUUUAUUAAUUGUUACAAUUUAUGUGGAUGAUUUUCUCAUCACUGGCAGCAAUGAAAAGUUGAUCCAGCAGUUCAAAGUUGAAAUGAAGAAGGAAUUUGAAAUGAAUGACUUAGGGAAAAUGUCCUACUUUCUUGGAAUGGAAAUCAGUCAUACUAGUCAAGGUAUAUUCAUAUGUCAGAAGAAAUAUGCUAAUGAGAUUUUGAAUCAGUUUGUAAUGGUUAAUUGCAAAACAGUCAACACACCUAUGGUUCCUUGUGAGAAGCUAAGAAGUGAUGAUGGUGCAGCUAAAAUUGAUGCAGGAGUAUAUCGGAGUUUAAUUGGGAGAUUGUUAUAUUUAUCAGCAACUAGACCUAAUAUAAUGCAUUCAGUGAGCCUUUUGUCUAGGUUUAUGCAUUCUCCCAGUGAAAUACACUUCAAGGCAGCCAAGAGGAUCCUAAGGUAUGUGAAGGGAACAACUGAUUUUGGUGUUCUUUAUAAAAGGGUGAUUAGUUGGAGUUCUAAGAAGCAAGACUCAGUUGCCAAGUCAAUAGCAGAAGCUGAGUACAUUGCUGCUUCUCUUGCUGCAGAUCAAGCUAUGUGGUUCAGGAAACUGAUGAAUGAUUUAAAACAACCUCAGAUACAUCCUACUGAGUUGUUUUGUGAUAAUUUUUCUGCUGUUGCAAUUGUUAAGAAUCCUAUUCUUCAUGGUAGAACCAAGCAUAUCAAGAUCAAAUAUCAUUCUAUUAGGGAGAUGGUUAAUGAAGGUGAAGUCCAGGUUUUGCAUUGUGAUUCAGAUGACCAUAUUGCUGAUAUAUUCACUAAAGGAUUGCACAAGUUCAUAUUUGAGACACUAAGAGACAAGCUUGGGAUGAGCAGCAUUAGUGUCAAGGAGGAUAAUGAACUUGAAGGAAAUCUUCCGUGGGAUAUAGGACUCACCCUUCCUCAUCUAACAGCCUUUUCUAUGUGGACAAACAACUUUAGUGGGCAGAUUCCAGUGACAUUUUCCAAUGCUUCAAAACUUGACAUUUUACAAUUGCAAGCAAAUAAAUUCUCAGGAAAGGUAACAGUUCCUUUUGGGCACCUACAACAUUUACGGGUUCUACUUUUGACUGAUAAUUAUCUAGGAACCGGAGACGCUGAUGAGAUGAAUUUUUUAACUUCUUUGGUCAACUGUAGCAAAUUGCAAGUUUUAGCCCUUGAUAUAAAUCAAUUUCACGGAAGAUUGCCAAAAUCUAUAGCCAAUCUCUCAAGUCAACUAAGUUUCCUCUUCUUUUCAGAGAAUAACCUAUUCGGAGGCAUCCCUCCAGGGUUAGGGAAUCUUGUCAGUUUAAAUGCUUUGCGAUUGCAUGAAAAUCAGUUUACAGGCAAAGUUCCAAAAGACAUAGGUCAACUAGGACAACUUCAAAUUCUAUUUCUUUAUAGAAAUAAUCUUUCAGGAGAAAUUCCAGAUUCUUUUGGAAACUUAACAUUAUUGAGUGUCCUUAAUUUAGAACAAAACAAGUUAAAUGGAAGCAUACCUUCAAGCCUUGGGAACUGCCAAAAAUUGUUGAGGUUGGAACUUUCUCAAAACGAUCUUAGCGGCUCCAUACCCAAAGAACUUUUCAACAUUUCUACUUUGACUAUUAGACUAAAUCUUUCUAGUAAUCAUCUGGUUGGAUCUCUAGCUUUAGAAGUUGGUCAAUUGAGAAACUUAGGUGCACUAGAUGUAUCUGACAACAUGUUGAUCGGAGAAAUUCCAAAUAGCUUGAGCGGCUGCACCAGUCUAGAGAUCCUUCACCUUGAUAGAAACCACUUUGGGGGUAGCAUUCCUGAAUCUUUAAGCUCUCUAAGAGGAAUUCGAGAACUUGAUCUUUCUGUCAACAACUUAACAGGUAAGAUCCCUCAAUCCAUGGCAAAUCUAGCAUUGGAGUAUUUGAAUUUAUCUUUCAAUAACCUAGAAGGAGACAUUCCAACAAAAGGCAUCUUCAAAAAUGCGAGUGCAGUUUUUGUUGAAGGAAAUAAGAACCUUUGCGGGGGAAUCCCUGAACUUAGAAAAAACAAAGAUCAGUCUUCUAGAUUCUCCUUGAAAGAGCCUCUGAGGCAACUUUCUUACCAAAUCCUGCUUAAAGCGACAGAUGGAUUUUCUUCAACAAAUUUACUUGGUAAGGGGAGCUUCGGUUCUGUCUACAAAGGAGUUCUCGAAGAAGAUGGAGCUCAUGUUGCAGUCAAAGUACUCGAUCUUAUGUAUCGAGGAGCUUCUAAGAGUUUCAUGGCAGAGUGUGAAGCCUUGAAGAACAUUCGUCAUCGAAACCUUGUAAAGAUCAUAACUUCCUGCUCAAGCAUCGAUUUUCAAGGAAAUGAUUUCAAAGCUCUAGUUUAUGAGUUGAUACCCAAUGGAAGCCUGGAUAAUUGGCUGCAUGCACCUGCUCAGGAAACAAACAAUGGCCAAAGCAGAGUCCAGAGUCUAAGCCUAUUACAGAGGAUAAGCAUUGCUAUUGAUGUCGCCUCCGCUCUUGACUAUCUCCAUUACCAUUGUGGGAAGACAAUUGUUCAUUGUGAUCUAAAGCCAAGCAAUGUUCUUCUAGACAACGACAUGACUGCUCAUGUUGGGGAUUUUGGGCUUGCAAAGUUUAUUUCAUCAGAAUCCAAAAUGUCAAACCAAAGUAGCUCAGUUGGAGUGAGGGGAACAAUUGGGUACGCUGCUCCAGAGUAUGGCAUGGGAAGUGAGGUAUCAAUACAUGGUGAUAUAUACAGUUAUGGGAUCCUGGUGCUGCAGAUGAUGACAGGAAAGAAGCCCACUGACAAUCUCUUUGAAGGAGGAUUUAAUCUUCAUCAUUAUGCAAGAAUGACCUCACCUGAUCAGAUUGUGGAGAUUGUGGACCCAAAGCUCGUAGAAGAGGCUGAAGCAACCAUUGUAAAUAGACAAAGAUCACGAUUUAACAUCAUAAUGGAUUGCCUAGUCUCAAUGAUUAGGAUCGGUGUGGCAUGCUCCGUGGAAUCGCCUCAAGAUCGUAUGCUCACGAGUACAGUUCUCAAGGAGCUGCAUCUUAUCAAGAACAAUCUCCAACGUAGCCGGGGUAACAACUAGUAUAGCUUCAAGCUACAUGUCUAGAUCCUAAAGCAUACUUGGGUAUGAAUAAUAGAAAGUGUGUUGCUGUGUAGUCGUGAGGUGUGAAGCUUUCUUAGUAUGGUCUAAUUUUACGCUUUUGGGGCUGUUUUCUGCACUCUUGUUCUAUUUCCUCACUUGGUUUGUACUGUUGAGGUUUUCUUGUGCAAUAUAUUGCUAUCUUAACU
Molecule: messenger RNA, 6576 nt
Organism: Rubroshorea leprosula
Lineage: Eukaryota; Viridiplantae; Streptophyta; Magnoliopsida; Malvales; Dipterocarpaceae
Source: the annotation of a GenBank genome assembly